This is a messenger RNA of Uranotaenia lowii, 4337 nucleotides long. RefSeq names its product protein yellow. Bases 1635 to 3029 code for a protein of 464 amino acids. Lineage: Eukaryota; Metazoa; Arthropoda; Insecta; Diptera; Culicidae. The record is from RefSeq and is a predicted model, not a curated record. Gene Ontology annotation, cellular component: extracellular region. The transcript has 4 exons.
GGUUCGCCACCUGAAGACCUGCGCGCGAUCUGGUCUCGUCGUGAGUGCACAUUUUUGCGUAUUACUAACAUUAUUUCAUGCAUCUGGUUCAGCAGCAGCAUCGUGAUCAACCGGUUGGGGGGUUGACCUGGCUCCAUUCAUCUUUACAAUUUGCUACAGGUUCCAGUUUGGGCUCUUUUUGUGUUUGUCCCUGUUUGUUGUGAAUCGAAUGUUACACAAAAGUGAACCACUCACGCAAUAAAAGUUAAAAAAGCGUCUCCCCAAAUCACGAUUCACGUUUCAAUAGAAAUUUAAAGUUUCAAAGUGUGUGCGACAACGCGUUGGGAGAGAAGAAAAACGUGUUAAUUGUUGUAAAUAUCGUUAAGUGAUGGCGUUAAAAGAGUUUCCCAUUGAAUGACCACCAUCGGUAGCAUAAAAUAUGUUUUGGAAGCACGAUUUGAGCGCCUAACACAAACAGCACGACAUAUCAGCAUGUUUGAGCAGUUGUUGGACAAAACUGUGUAACCAUCCGUAGCCUGCAGCCGUUUUGUUCAUGCUCAAUUAAAAGCAAUUUCACGUGUUCGGUGAAAAGACUUGCGAUCGUUUGGUUGGACCAUCCGAGUUUUUGAGGUUCGACUGGAAACGCACUAGCGAGCAACACAGUCCAAAAACAACCGUGAUCCGCUCUAAGAACCGACCGACCCAGAGAGAGACCUAUCCUCCCCGAGGUGCCACGCGCCACCCAGUGUCAGGUUCCUGGCCAGCACUAGUCCACAAUUGCUUAGUAACUGGCAGCGGCGGCGGCGUUAGCUCAGCGCAAGGGAAAUCCAAGCAACGCUUCGACUCAACCAACGACUCAGACGACACGGCUAUGUUGCUGAAUUCUAUCUAGCCAACGAUCUACCCACAAUAUCUGCGCGGUGAGUCAGUCGGCCAUUCAGUCAACCGAAAGCUGCCAAUCGAUCUGCACCUCGACGCCAAAUCACGAGACAAGGCGAGACGCUCGCUUGAUCGGUUUACUGCCAAAGGGGCCUCUGAUUCAGACCACAUUGCCGGCGGGGUGAUUCCCUCUAAGUCGACGCCCAGGACGCGUCAUCGUAGUUUCGUCCGGCUGCAGGAAGGCGUCGUCUGAAUCGAAUUGAUCGCGCACAGGGUUGCAGUUUGCUCUCGCAAGUUGUCCGGUGCACAUCGCCUCAAUCUGAUCGUCUGCUGUCUGGGUUUAUGUUAUUUCCCGUGUAGCCCGACGAUCUCAUUAGAGAUCGCACAGAUUUGGAUACCUGUGUGAUCGAUCACGAUUCUCCGAAACUUCUUCUGUGUCUCGCGAUCGCAUUGUGGGAACCGUGGAAAAAAGUGCAUUUUACGUAAAGGCAAUUAGUGAACUCCGAUCAGUUUGUGGUCAAGUUGGAAUUCGGCAUACAGGCUAAGAGGCUGAGGCUGCUAAAGAUCGCCAAGCCAGGCCGGCCCGCCGUACCGAUCGUUGUAGUUGAGUGUGGUGGAUGUUUGAAUAUUGGUUCUCGGUACAUAAUAUGUGCGGUUUUAUGUGUAAAAAACGGUGACUAACGUUAAGCAUAUUCCAAUCCAUUCGACUGGAAGCCCCUAGCAAAAACCAAAAAAAAAAUACAACCCCAAAACGAGUUCCUCAAUAGACCGCAAAAAUGGAUGUGUUAGGCUUCAAUCUAGUCGGGCUGCUGCUGACAUUGCUGGCAGUUUCGGUGACCGGCAAUGACAACCUGCGAGUGGCCUACCAGUGGAACCAGAUCGACUUUGAGUUUCCGAGUGAAGCGGACCGGGCCGAGGCCAUCCGGUCCGGCAAGUAUGUACCUGAAAACGUGAUCCCUGUCGGGCUGGAGGUGUACAAGAAGCGCCUGUUCCUGACGCUGCCCCGGUGGAAGACCGGAAUUCCGGCUUCGCUGGCGUAUAUCAAUAUCAAUGAAACGGAUUCCCAGUCACCCAAAUUGCGACCGUACCCUAGUUGGAGCGCUCACCGGCAGAUGGUGGACGAGGAAGGUCCCGAGAUAGUGUCUCCCUUCCGGUUGAGGGCCGAUCGUUGCGGUCGCCUCUGGGUUCUGGACACCGGUGUAGAUGAUCUUCUCGGCGAAGCCAAGUCCGUUGCCCCAACUUCACUGCUGGUGUACGAUCUUCACAACGACAAUUUGCUGCGACGAUACAAAUUCCCCAAGGACCACAUCAAGGAGAGUUCCUUCUAUGCCAACAUUGCCGUCGAAGAUUCCGAUUGCGAGGACACUUUCGCGUAUGCUGCUGAUCUUGGAGCACCGGGAUUGGUAGUUUAUUCCUGGAAGCUGCAGGAAUCGUGGAGAGUUCAGCAUCACUUCUUCCAUCCAGAUCCGCUGGCCGGAAACUACACGAUUAAUGGCAUAUCGUUCCAAUGGGAUGAUGGACUUUUCGGGAUGGCUCUUUCGAGGCCUCAAAACGAUAGCUUUUCGAUGAUGUUUUUCCACCCAUUGAGCUCGACCAACGAGUUCGCUGUUUCAACCAGAGUGCUGAGGAACCAAACGUUGGCAACAUCGGACAAAAUCUAUCGAGAUUUCAAGAACCUCGGUUCCAGAGGUCCAAACGGUCAGGCAGGUGUUGCUUUCCUCGAUCAGAAGACGGGAGUGAUUUUCUAUGCUCUUCCAAACUUGAAUGCCGUUGCCUGUUGGAAGACCUCGAAUCGGGCUUACACGAUCAAAUCGCUGGGACGAGUUUACAUGAGCGCAAUCGAUAUGGUUUUCCCCAACGAUGUAAAGGUUGAUGAUGAGAGCAACUUGUGGGUGUUGUCCGAUCGAUUACACCGGUACAUGUACAGCAAGCUGGAUCCGAAGGAAGUGAAUUUCCGUAUCUUGACCGCCACUGUUAAGGAUGCCAUCGAAAAUACCGCCUGCGAUACCAAGAUUAAGCCCCUCACAGAUAUCAUCACUAAUCUGGGUGACAUUCUGCGACCUGCAAUGACAACAGUAGCCCCCAAGGGAAAAUCAGACGCUGGUCAAGCGAUCGUUUCCUAUACGUUAAUCGCGCUUUCUCUACUGAUCAGUCAACGCGCUGUGCUGUAGAUAUCAUGUAUAACAGAUUGGAGGUGCUCAAUUGUUGUAUAUAAGUUUUAAUCAUUCCUUACGGAUAAGCCGAACCCGAAUUUUAAGCUGAAGUAGAGCAAGAUAUCAACUGUUUUAAACAGUUUUUUAAAUGAAUGCUUCAGACAGUUUAAUCAAACGUUGUAUUUGAAUCGUGAAAGCGAUUUUCUUUAAUAUUCCUUCUUGUAUGUAUAACAAAUUUUAUUCAUUGUUGUUAGAAUUUAGACAACAACCUAUAUAAAUUAAAUAUUCAUUACCCUGAAAGAACACAUAAAGGAACUUUUGCAUAUUUGAUAAACCUACUUUAAAAUGAAAUUUUUAUCCUAUUUUACAGUUAUUUGACAUUGUUCAACAGAUCGAUGAAUGAGCAGCCAUUCUAUAAAAAAUGUCCUAACAAACGAUUUUUAAAAUUUUCUUGACCUUAGUAAACAAGCGUUGUCGCAUGAAAUGAUAAAACGAAAAUAGUUGAUAAUCCCAUUUUUUUUUUUUUAAUUUGAAAUUAUUGCGGAUAACUUCUGAUGUGAAAGUCUAUGUCGCUGUUAUGUAUGUACUCUAUUUUAUCGAACUAAGUAGUUUUUUUUCUUAAAUUCAUCAUGAAUAGCUCAACGAUAUUUGUUCAGUAAACAACAAUAAACUUUAAUGAUUGUUUAAAUGUUUUCACAAUAUUCGAAAAUUUGCAGACGUUGUUUAUUAACAAUUUUAAUGAUUUUACAAUAAGAAGAAAUACAAAUUAUCCCAGAAGAACAAACAUUCCAGAAAACAGUUUCAAAACAGAGCAGUCAGAGUCAGAUAGAUCUAAGCUUUCAGGUUCUUAAUCAUUGUUACUUACUAUAGGUAGAAAGAAGCCGCUAGUUCAUUAAUGAAAUUAUUUGUAAAUUUUGUAAAUUAUUUUAGCUUUACACUUUUUAGGUUACGUAUUGUAUAAAAUAGCAUAGAAGCUCAACUUUCGACAAAGAUACGGAUUUGAUGGAUUCGAAAUUGAGAACAAAUAAAAAAUCUGGUGUCUUUUUGAAGUUGAUGAUUUUAUAAAAGUGCUGAAGAGAAACAAUAGUAUAAUUAUUUUUGAAUAUAUUAAAAAACACAUUUGACAUAAAGAAUACAGUUUCUAGAAGGAUGCAUUUGAAUGUACUUAAUAGCAUAUUUGUGAUUCAUACAAAUAUUUUAACACAUAUUACUACAGCUUUUAAGCGCUAAAUCAAACAUCAGAGAUGCAUUUCGAGUGACCCGUUGUGAACCCAGUGACCCCCAGAAAUUUGAUGUAAAACAUUCAAUAAAAUUGAUCCACGAAAA